AUGGAAAAUAAAAACAAUGUGACUAAAUUCAUUCUGCUAGGCCUCACACAAAGUCCAGAGCUUAGAAAAAUUUUCUUUGUCAUUUUUUUAAUCAUAUAUGUUAUCACUGUCAUGGGGAAUCUGCUCAUUGUUUUAACCAUGACAGCCAGCCAAACUUUGAGAUCACCCAUGUACUUUUUUCUAACCUUCUUGUCCAUCAUGGAUGCUACCUACUCUUCAGUGAUUGCUCCAAAGAUGGUUGUGGAUUUACUCUAUGAGAAGACAACCAUCUCUUUGGAAGGCUGUCUGACCCAACUCUUUGCAGAGCAUUUUUUUGGUGGUGUUGGAAUUAUCCUCCUUGUGGUCAUGGCUUAUGAUCGCUAUGUGGCCAUCUGCAGACCACUGCACUACAUGAUCAUCAUGAAUCCUCGUGUGUGCCACCUGCUGAUGGCAGCAGCCUGUAUAGGGGGCUCAGUACAUGCCACCAUACAACUCCUCUUCAUAGCCAAUCUUCCUUUCUGUGGCCCUAAUGUUAUUGAUCACUUUAUGUGUGAUUUGUUCCCAUUGCUGAAACUGGCCUGCAUGGACACCCACAUUCUUGGCCUGUUAGUCAUUGCUAAUAGUGGAGUAAUGUGCUUGUCAAUAUUUCUCAUACUAGUUGUCUCUUAUGUUGUUAUCCUCUCUUCUCUGAAGGGUGGCAGUUCAGAAGGAAGGAGAAAGGCCAUUUCCACCUGCAGCUCUCACUUCACAGUGGUGGUCUUGUUUUUUGCCCCCUGUAUAUUCUUAUAUGUGAGGCCAGUAGCCACUUUUCCUAUAGAUAAAGCUGUAGCUGUAUGUUUUACUAUGAUUACUCCUAUGUUAAACCCCUUGAUCUAUACCCUUAGGAACACAGAGGUUAAAAAUGCCAUAAAGAAACUCUGGAUCAGAUGA
Vombatus ursinus (common wombat) is the source of this 909-nucleotide messenger RNA. RefSeq names its product olfactory receptor 4C6-like. Gene Ontology annotation, molecular function: olfactory receptor activity; G protein-coupled receptor activity. NCBI's taxonomy places the organism in Eukaryota, Metazoa, Chordata, Mammalia, Diprotodontia, Vombatidae. The coding region runs from base 1 to 909 and encodes 302 amino acids. The record is from RefSeq and is a predicted model, not a curated record. Gene Ontology annotation, biological process: G protein-coupled receptor signaling pathway. The transcript has a single exon. Gene Ontology annotation, cellular component: membrane.